AGUAUUGUUAAUUCUUAAGAGCUUUCUACCUUAAUUUGAGUGUUUAAAUGAAGAAAAUGGAAAAGUGUAAGUCCAGAUCAACUUCUGCUUCAACUCGGACCCCAAAAAUUGAAAGAAAAAUUGUUGAGAAAAACAGAAGAAAUCGGAUGAAGGAUCUCUUCUCUGACCUCCUCUCCCUCCUCCCGGAUCAUGGCUCCAAGAAGGCGAUGCACUUACCCGAUCAAGUAGAUGAAGUUGUGGCAUACAUCGAGAACUUAAAGAUUAAUGUGGAGAAGAUGAAGCAGAAGAAGGAGUUCUUGCCAAGAAAAAGAUCCAAUUCUUGUGUUACAAGUGAAAUUCAAGCCCCCACAAAGUCUUCAACACCAUUUGUUGAAGUUCAUGAUAUGGGACCAAAUAUGGAUGUUAUUUUAGUUAGUGGACUAGACGAUUUAUCAAAAUUUUACAGCAUACUUCACUUGCUUCAAGAAGAUGGUAUUGAAGUUGCCAAUGCAAAUUUUUCCGUACAUGGAAAUUCCACCAUCCAAAUUCUCCAUGACAAGGUUGGGAAGUCAAGAAUGGGAGUUGGAGCUACAACAAUGUCAAGAAGGCUCAAGGAUUUGAUUUGUGGAUCCACAUGCAGCGAAGUUGGAUCAAAUAUUGAUUUAUGGGAUUCUGAAAUCCAAUCAGAUAUUUGGGGAUACGAAAUUCAAGAAUUCAUGGAACCUUACUUUAGUUGGAAUGUUGUCAGGGAAUCCGAAUACAUGUAACCUUUUUUAAGGUACUCCAUGAGAGGGUCAUCUUCAGUCCCAUAGUAGUUGAUAGCGCCUUGUCCAGUGUCAUGAGUCAUUACUAUUUAAAGUUAUUACCUAGUGAUGAUAUCGAGAUAUUGUACUCAAUCAGUUCACCAAGGUAUAAGCUAAUUUUGUCUUCUAAUGAUAGGAUAUGAUUGAAUAAAGGCAGUAAGAAUUGAGCUAAGGCU
This is a messenger RNA of Olea europaea var. sylvestris, 958 nucleotides long. RefSeq names its product transcription factor bHLH162-like. Lineage: Eukaryota; Viridiplantae; Streptophyta; Magnoliopsida; Lamiales; Oleaceae. Gene Ontology annotation, cellular component: RNA polymerase II transcription regulator complex. The coding region runs from base 48 to 746 and encodes 232 amino acids. The record is from RefSeq and is a predicted model, not a curated record. Gene Ontology annotation, biological process: regulation of transcription by RNA polymerase II. Gene Ontology annotation, molecular function: DNA-binding transcription factor activity, RNA polymerase II-specific; protein dimerization activity; RNA polymerase II transcription regulatory region sequence-specific DNA binding. The transcript is spliced from 3 exons.